Molecule: messenger RNA, 1733 nt
Organism: Planococcus citri (citrus mealybug)
Lineage: Eukaryota; Metazoa; Arthropoda; Insecta; Hemiptera; Pseudococcidae
Product: vesicular glutamate transporter 2-like
Exons: 10
Coding region: 111-1676 (521 amino acids)
Biological process (GO): transmembrane transport; monoatomic anion transport
Cellular component (GO): membrane
Molecular function (GO): transmembrane transporter activity
Source: RefSeq, a predicted model, not a curated record
AGAAGCAUUAAGAAAAUUACUCGUACAACAGCCACCAUAAUAAUAUGGAAAUUUUCGCUCACAUUUAAGCUCAGGUUUCAGGCAUAAGCCCAGAACAUAAGUAUAGAUACAUGAUCACACAGGUAACAGUUGAUCAUUUGAUUUUAUCGAAGGAUUCCGACACUGAGAUCACACGGACACCGAAAUUGAUGAAAAACAUGCAACAGGAUACAAAAAUGGAUCCUAUCAAUGAUCAUUAUGUAGCAGAAAAGCUAAUUCACGAGAAAAACGGGGAGAAGAUAGAAAAGGCUCAGUUUUGGUUCUCGAAACGAUUUCUCAUCACGGUUUUAAUGUUUUUCGGAUAUAUCAACGUGGUCACACUGAAAGCGAAUUUGAAUAUUGCUGUAAUUGAUAUGACAUCAAAGAAACUCAUUAUAAUUGGAAAUGAUACAACUUACGAACAACCAGAAUUCGACUGGAAUUCACAGACAACUGGUUUUAUCCUGGGUAUGUAUGCUUAUGGAUACCAAACAUGUUUGGCGAGCGGAUACGUGAUCAAUAAAUUGGGAGGUGCGAUCACAUUUGGAGGUGGAAUAAUGUUGAUGUCGGUGUUGAAUAUUAUCACUCCAGCAAUUUUAAAAGCAAAUUUUUACCUUUUUUUGGCUUCCAGGAUUAUUAUUGGAUCUCUUGAUGGAUUCACAUACACAGGAAUAAUGGAAAUAUUAGCACGAUGGGCCCCAAUUCAAGAAAGGUCAACCAUGUCAUCUCUUGGUUUCAACGGCAUUUACAUAGGAAUUGCGGCUACUUAUCCCAUUUGCGGAUUUUUAGCCUUUCACUGGGGUUGGAAAUCGACUUUCUAUGUAGCAGGUAUUGUGGGAAUCAUCUGGUCUUUUAUCUGGCUACCCGUGGUGAAAAAUCAUCCUUCUAAGGAUAAAUGGAUCUCGAAAAAAGAGCUCAUGUAUAUUUUGAACAACACUGAAACGACAGCACGAAAUAAAAUUAGACCUCCUUACAAAAAAAUCUUCAAAUCACCAGCCGUUUGGGCACUAUGCGUAUGUCAGUUCGUGUACAAUUGGGGAUUUACACUUUUGGUAACGUGUUUUCCUAUCUACGUCAAAGAUAUGACAGGACGUAGUAUCGAUGAGGUAGGCAUGAUAGCCUCCAUUCCAAAUCUCGUCUGCAUGUUCAUGGUUCCAUUGGCCGGAGUGUUGAUGGAUUUUUGGCAAAACAACAGUAAUCUUACACGCAGUCAGAUUCAUAAAAUAAUGACGAGCCUAGGAUUUCUUACGGGAUCUAUUUCCUUUGCAAUAGCUGCAUACAGCACUAGUUUUACGUUAUCCAUGAUAUGUUUUGUCGUCAUCAAGAUGAUGAUAUCUUUCAAUUUUCUACUUUUGCAUCUGGUCUGUCUCGGCAUGUCACCCAAUCAUACAGGUGCAUUGGCCGGAAUUGCAGCAUUUUGGCACACAGUGAGUGUAAUUUUGGUACCAAAUAUGGUAGGAUUUAUAGUACAAGAUCACACUUUGGAAGAAUGGAGCAUAUGUUUUCUCAUAUCUGCAGCCGUUCUUCUAAUGGGAACAAUUGUCUUCGUGAUCUAUGGUUCUAGCGAACUUCAGCCAUGGUCCGUAUCGCUUCCUUCCAACGUUAAUGAUGUUAAUGAAAAACCAAAUGUUGAAAAUGAAAAUUUCAACAAAACAUGAAUUUAUAUGUACAUUUCGAUAUUUAUGAUCCUUGGAAUAAAUUCUUACAUCCUCGAA